This is a messenger RNA of Castor canadensis (American beaver), 3688 nucleotides long. RefSeq names its product DENN domain containing 2C (gene Dennd2c). The record is from RefSeq and is a predicted model, not a curated record. NCBI's taxonomy places the organism in Eukaryota, Metazoa, Chordata, Mammalia, Rodentia, Castoridae.
CCAGAGACCGGCGCCUUAGCGGCGGACCCGGGUCUCGGAACCUCUCUGUGGAGGCAGCGUCGAGGCCCAGGCAGUGUGGUCUAUUUUUAAACUGACUCAUGAAAAUUUCUAGGCUGGGCACAUAUCUGUAUACUGUUGCUGGAUCAUUUACCAUGAAGUUUGGUGGCAAUCAAAGAAAUCUACUUUGCCUCAGGAUUAUCAAGAUAAAGUUGUAGCCUUUUUCAACAAGGAUCAGUGAUCAAAAUUGUUCUGUUUAAGGGGAUAUUUCCAAGUUAAACAUGAAAGGAAAACACUGGGAUCAUUUCAGUUCUGACAAGAUAAAGAAUACCGUAUUUCACAGUUAACUUGCAAUGGAACCUUUGUAAGAUUCAUCGUUUGUCAUGCACCCAACUGGGAACAUGGAUGUUGGGUUUUCUCGUUCUGCUGUUCAGACACUGUCAAGAAGCCACUGCAAAAACAUCAAACAAAAAAUUUCUCAGUGGGAAGGAAGAACUAAUGGCGUAUCUAAUCCAGCUAAGUGGCAUCCAAAGGAUUUUGGAGUGAGAUAUAAUUAUCACCAAGAAAUCCUUCCUAAGAAAACUCUAGUUGGUGAAGCAAAGAGCAAAAAGUUGGACGUAACCAACCCCCAAAAUGUAUGUCUACCUAUGAGUGAAGAUGCCAAAAGCUAUGGUCAAAAUGAGGAUGUAUGUGAGAAACACGAAUGUGAAGACACACGCUCCUGUAAAAAUGAAUCAGAAUCCAACUGGGUAUGCUCUCGGAUCAAACAGAUUGAAAGCUGGAAAGUUGUUUUAGAUCCAGAGCCUUCAUUACCUCCUGGAAACUUCUAUACCUCACAAAUACUGUGGAAAAAAAUAGAAGCACUUCCCCCAGAUAAAGUCUUAAAUUCUACUUUAGAGCAUUGUGACUCUUCAGAAAAAGAACUGAAUUUCAGAGUUCUGGAUAGUUCUUACGGAAUAACCAAGAGCUUAGAAAAUAUUUAUUGCGAAGCUGAGGGGCAAGAAUGUAGACCUUCUAUAAAUCCUUUGCCAAAACCCCGUAGAACAUUCAGAUAUUUAUCUGAAUCUGGUAGUAUGCCACAUAAAGAAAUAAACUGUGACAAAAAGUACUGUGAAAAUAAUUAUUGUGCAGGAUCUUUGGCCUCUUCUCAGGAACCUGAACCAAAGAAAUGUGGUGGGAAGAUCAGAGGGAGAUCUAAAAGGAAAUCCUUUGAAUUUGAGGAUAUUCAGCACUUUCGAAAUCGGAAUUCACAGAAGAUUCAUGAAGAACUUGGAAGAAAUUCUGGUUCAGCACUUUAUUAUACACAGUCUGAGGAUAAUAUCUAUGAGGAUAUCAUAUACCCCACCAAAGAAAACCCCUAUGAAGAUAUUCCAGUGCAGCCUUUGCCCAUGUGGAGAACCCCUUCAGCAUGGAAGCUACUGCCUCCUAAAAGUGCCUUCAGAACACCCAAGCUUCCUCCCAAGCCUCAGUUCCUUCACCGGAAGACUAUGGAGCUGAAGAACUCCCAAGCUUACAUACGGUCACAGCUCACGAAGGACACCACUCUGCCUGUCACUCUAACGGAGUGGAAGCUUUUCCGAGCUGGAGAAGUGGCAAACAGGAAAAAGAGAAAUCUUCCGAGGCUUGUAUUGAGGAUAGAUGACGUAUUUGAAUCUAAGAGAGGGAAGAAGAGGGUUAAGUUACACCCUUACACUGGAAAGGAAGUGCUUCCCUCGAAAGGUGAAACCAGUGGGAACGAAAGCGAUGCCGAGUAUCUGCCAAAGAAUCGCCACAAGCGCUUAGCACAGCUGCAGCAGUCUUCCAAGAGGAAUCCUCACUACCAGACCUUGGAGCGGGAUCUUAUUGAACUGCAGGAGCAGCAGCUAUUUGAACUUUUUGUGGUGGUAUCUCUACAGAAGAAGCCAUCAGGAACAAGCUACAUUCCCCAAGUCAUACAGCAGUUCCCUAGCAAGGGCGAUCAUGGCUAUAAGCAAUCCAAAGACACUGAAGAGAGGCUUAAAGUUAUCCCAAAAUUUUGUUUUCCUGAUUCAAAGGACUGGGUGCCAACUUCAGAACUCAAGAGUGAAACAUUCUCCUUUGUCUUGACUGGAGAAGAUGGAAGUCGAUGGUUUGGUUACUGUAAGAAGCUCUUGCCAGAAGGCAAAGGAAGGCGACUUCCUGAGGUAUACUGCAUGGUUAGUCGCCUAGGCUGCUUCAAUCUCUUUUCAAAGAUUCUGGAUGAAGUGGAGAAGAGGAGAGAGAUGUCUCCUGCCCUUGUGUACCCGUUCAUGCGAAGUGUCAUAGAGGCUCCUUUCCCAGCUCCUGGACACACCAUCACAGUCAAGAGUCACCUGCCUGGAGCUGGAGAUGGGUCAAUUGAACUCUGCCGACCACUAGACUCACGACUGGAACACGUGGAUUUUGAGUGUCUUUUUAAGUGCCUGAGUGUGUGUCAUCUCAUCCGGGUUUGUGCCUCGCUCCUUCUGGAGCGGAGGGUAAUCUUUGUUGCUAAUAGCCUCAGCACCUUGUCUAAAUGUGGCCACGCUGUGGUAGCUACAUUAUAUCCAUUCACCUGGCAGCACACCUACAUCCCAGUCCUCCCAGCAUCUAUGAUUGACAUUGUGUGCUCACCUACUCCAUUCCUUAUUGGAAUCCUUUCUUGCUCCUUACCACAGCUCCAGGACCUACCCAUUGAGGAGGUGCUGAUAGUUGAUCUUUGUGCAGACAAGUUCUUACAGGAGGUAUCUGAUGAAGAUGAAAUUCUGCCACCUAAACUUCAGGCUGCCCUGAUGCAGAUUUUGGAAGAACGAAAUGAAAUCUUGGUUCAUGAGCAGAAUUUUUCACAAGAUGUGACACUCAAUUCUCUGGUGUCUGAAGCAUUUGUCAGGUUUUUUGUGGAGCUUGUGGGACAUUAUUCUUUGAACAUGACUGUCACUGAGCGUGGACAGCGUGUAUUCCAAAGGGAGCCAUUUCGUAAGUCCCAUACCUCCCGAAGUGUACGCCACUUCCUAGAUCUCUUCAUGGAGACACAGAUGUUUGCAGGAUUUAUCCAGGACCGAGAACUUCGGAAAAGUGGGGUUAAAGGUUUGUUUGAGGUCCGGGCUCUUCAGUAUUUGGAAACAAUUCCUGAGUCUGAACCCAGUGGGGUGAAUAGAAUUUUGCGGAGUCUUGGAAGUAAGAUGAAAUUUCUGCAGAAGAAAUGAAAUCUGUGCUUUUAUUCUAAAUAGAACUGAAAGUGCCAAAAACAUUUGUCCAAAGAUCAAGAUGCUGUGAAGUAUUCUACAAAAUCUUUGAAAUUUUAAAAGGCUAAGCAGCCAGCCAGGCUCUCAGAGGAGGAUUCUCUCCUGCUGUGUAAUCACUGGAGACACUACUUUGCCUCCAAUUUUGUCCUACAGUAGCCUUUUCUAUUUGAUUGUUGGGCUUAUUCUCUGUGUUUUGUGCUUAGUCUAUGAAGGCAGUUGUCUUUUUCAAGGGAAAGACUUGUUGGUGUUGCAUUAAAAGAAAACAGGUCACAGAUAAGUACAAUGAGAAAUGCUGAGUUUUCAAAGGUACUAGAGAGCACAAAGAAAUGGAGAACACUAGCUUUCCACACAUAGUUAUCAUUGAAACAUGGCAGCUUUAAGCCCAUGGGCUGUUUGAACUUGUAAACUCCAAUAUGCUCAUAUAGGUCUUUUUUUUUUUUUUGGUCUAAUAUCCUAUCUAGGGGAAUCUG